AUGGUACUAAAUGAAACGUUACGUUAUUACUCACCUGGCUAUAUCAAUCUUCGCGAAGCGAAGGAAGAUUGCACUAUUCGCGGCGUACGAUUUCCGAAAGGUGUUGGUGUUGCCAUUGCUGUUAAAGCUAUUCAUGAAGAUCCUGAUGUAUGGGAGAAUCCAGACAAAUUUGAUCCAGAGAGAUUUUCACCUGAAGCUAAUGCUAAUCGUCACCCUUGUCAUUUUCUACCAUUUAGCGAAGGCCCUCGAAAAUGCAUAGGUAUAAGAUUGGGCUGGAUGAACAUGAAACUAAUCUUAGCAAGAUUAUUACAACGAGUGAAAUUUGAUGUGGCUAAAGAGACCGAGAUCCCGUUACCAACGGUAAUACAAUUUACUGUUGUACCAGAAAAUCCGGUAUAUCUGAAGAUUGUUCAUAGGACGCAAUAA
Trichoplax adhaerens is the source of this 426-nucleotide messenger RNA. RefSeq lists its product as uncharacterized. The coding region runs from base 1 to 426 and encodes 141 amino acids. NCBI's taxonomy places the organism in Eukaryota, Metazoa, Placozoa, Uniplacotomia, Trichoplacea, Trichoplacidae. The record is from RefSeq and is a predicted model, not a curated record. The transcript has a single exon. Gene Ontology annotation, molecular function: iron ion binding; oxidoreductase activity, acting on paired donors, with incorporation or reduction of molecular oxygen; heme binding.